AUGGAGCUGGGACUCACAGGGAUAUUACUUCUGGUCACCUGUGUCACCCUCCUGAUUUACCUAAUCACAUGGAGGGGCAAAAAGAAACCAGAAAAUGCACUCCCAGGGCCCAAACCAUUCCCCCUCCUGGGCAACAUUCUGGACCUCAACAUGACGGAAUUACCCCGGGACCUGGUUAAGGUGAGAGAUAUCACUGAAUUAAUUGUUUGGGAGGAUUAUUUUUAUAAAUCAAAUAUUCAGGAGUUCAUAACUCAAUUCACAAGACCUGGUCCUGUUAUCUAUUAAAGAUAUAGCUUUAAUUUGUCCAACGUCUGUAUUUACUCAAUGUAAAUGAUGUCAAGAUGUUUUCGAGGGUGCCUACUGCCUGGUUGGUGAAGAGUUAAAGUGGAAGUGAAGCUGCUGUGCGUGACUGGCUCUGUGUAUCUGUUGCUGUUGUUUACGCUCUGAGAUUAGUCAUGGCUGUUGGAGAAAUACUUACAAUGGGAAUGAGACUGUAAACUCUAAUGGAUUAUAAGCAAUGAUUUUGCAUGUGUAUUGCUGUUCAAUGGUUUUUAAAACAUGAAAAAUAAUUACAAAAAAUUUAAAGAAUUGCAUUUGUGUUUGUUUAUUUAAACCACACUUCCUGUAAAGAGAGCCCUAUUUAGGCUUUCUUUAUUGCAAGUUCUGUUUAAUUAAGAUUUUCUUAUCCCCUGAUAUGUUAAUAGCUUGCUAGACCCUGCAAGAGCCUCCUGUAUGUGAUUAAAGUUCAAUUUAGAGAUUGAGAUACAAUUAUUUAAGGUAAAUUACAUCUGUUUGAAAGUGAAACCAGUUUUUUUUUCAUGCAGGCUCUGUCAAUCAUAGCCAGGGGAGGUGUGGCUAGGGCUGCAUAAACAGAAACAAAGUGAUUUAACUCCUAAAUGACAGUGAAUUGAGCAGUGAAAUUGCAGGGGAAUGAUCUAUACACUAAAACUGCUUUAUUUAGCUAAAGUAAUUUAGGUGACUAUAGUGUUCCUUUAAGACUAUUCCUCUUUAUAGUAUUGUAACAUUGUUUAUUUUACUUUAUAAGCAAUGGAAAAUGAAACCAUGUCUAUACAUUAUUGGUAAUGAAAGUGUUAAGAAUCUACAUCACACAACAACUUGUGAUUACAAAGGUCAUGUGAAGGUUCUAAUACAGAACGACAUUUUAGAAAUACUGACUAUACCCAACGCGAGCAACACGUAACAUGUACAGUAACUGGAUGUUUAUAGUAUAAUCACACACAGGAAAGGCGCUGCUGUCUGGUGAAACACAGAUCAGCAGGAAAAAAAGGAGAAUUCAGGGCCGUAAAUAAAGUGAAUGAACAUCUGUAUAACCGAAAAAAUGGAAGGACAUCGUUUUAAAAGAGUUUAAUGUUUGCAUGACAAAAUUGAUUACACUAAUAAUUUACAAUAUAAAAUAUUAAAAUAAAAUAUGCUAUUGAUGGUGGAGCAUUAUUAGUGCACAAGGCGUUAAUUUAAAAUACAUUUAUAAAUAGAAUUGUUAAAAAAAAAAAGCAAAACAAAUAAACAAAACAAACUGUUUAAGGUUAUAAUAAAUAAUGUUCACGGUUUUCCCUCUAUUAACAGGAACUUAAAGUGAUUUUAUUUUUAUAUUUUUUUAUUAAUUUUUCUUUUGGCCGAAAUAGCUGAAUUGACAAUGGAGUAAUUAUUAACACCAAUAAUGAUACAUUCUAACAAUCAGAAUAUUCGAUGUAGAAGCCUUAUUGGAAUCUGAAUUCUAAUUGUAAGUUUGUGGGAUUUACAGGUUAUUUACUAUAGUGAAUUUCAAAUUUUAGGCCAAGGUAGCUGUUCUGGAAGGAUAGCUGACUUCGAGAAUUUUUCCAGUUCCGCUGUUUUGGCCUAUGUGACUAUGACACUAUAGUCACCAAAACAACUUUUGUGUAAUAAAACAGUUUUGGUGUAUAGAUCAUGCCUCUGCAGUGUCACUGCCAUUUAGGAGUUAAAUCACUCUGUGUAUGAACCCUAGUCACACCUCCCUGCAUGUGACUUGCACAGCCUUCCUAAACACUUCCUGUAAAGAAUCAUCUAAAGUUUAUCCUUCCUUUAUUGCAAGUUCUGUUUAAUUUAGAUUUUCUUAUCCCCUGCUAUGUUAAUAGCUUGCUAGAACAUGCAAGAGCGUCAUGUAUGUGAAUAAAUUUCAAUUUACAGAGAAAGUGAUACGUUUGUUUAAGGUAAAUUACAUCAGAUUGAAAGUGAAACCAGUUUUUUUUUCAUGCAGACCGUGUCAAUCAGAGCCAGGGAAUGUGUGGCAAUGUCUGCAUAAACAGAAACAAAUUGAUUUAACUCCUAAAUAGCAGUGAAUUGAGCAGUGAAACCUGAGAGGCAUGAUCUAUACACUAAAACUGCUUCUUUAAGCUAAAGUUGUUUAGGUGACUAUAGUGUCCUUUAAAUAUGAAGUUCACUUUGAAUUCUCACUUUAGUUAACAACCCUGAUUGUGUGGGGAAUUGCAGUCACAAAGACCUACAGAGGUAGAGCUCACUAAGUAACUUGUUUUUGUAGCCAUAGGUUUGUAGCUGUAGUGAUUCUUGGAAAUUGUUGCUGCUGUAACCAACAUUUUGAUUAUUAUUAUAAUUUUGUUUUUUACUACUAUUAAUGCAUCAGAAAUUGUUUAAUCUGCAACGAGAUAUUAUUAUUCAGACAUGUAUAAUUACAUAGCAUUUGAUAAGCAUCGUCUUUGUGUCUCUGCAGAUGAGUAAGAUUUACGGACCUGUGUACACACUUUCUCUCGCCGGUCAAUAUUCAGUGGUUUUUACAGGGUACGACGCAGUGAAAGAGGCUCUUGUGGAUCACAGUGAUGUAUUUAGCGACAGGGGAAACAUGGGUCUCAUUGAAUUGUUGUUCAAAAAUUAUGGUAAGUGGCCUCUCACCUUGGAACAGAGCGUAUAGGGCUUUAGUCUCCUGGACUCGUCAGCAAAUAGUUUUCUGACCACUACUACCUAUGGCCUCUUUGUAUGAUGCCAAUAUUAAAGGAACACUAUAGUCACCUAAAUUACUUUAGCUAAAUAAAGCAGUUUUAGUGUAUAGAUCAUUCCUCUGCAAUUUCACUGCUUAAUUCACUGUCAUUUAGGAGUUAAAUCCCUUUGUUUCUGUUUAUGCAGCCCUAGCCACACCUCCCCUGGCUAUGAUUGACAGAUCCUGCAUGAAAAAAAAAAACUGGUUUCACUUUCAAACAGAUGUAAUUUACCUUAAACAAUUGUAUCUCAAUCUCUAAAUUGAACUUUAAUCACAUACAGGAGGCUCUUGUAGGGUCUAGCAAGCUAUUAACAUAGCAGGGGAUAAGAAAAUCUUAAUUAAACAGAACUUGCAAUAAAGAAAGCCUUAAAGGACCACUCUAGGCACCCAGACCACUUCAGCUUAAUGAAGUGGUCUGGGUGCCAGGUCCAGCUAGGAUUUACCCAUUUUUUAUAUAAACAUAGCAGUUUCAGAGAAACUGCUAUGUUUAUGAAUGGGUUAAGCCUUCCCCAAAAGCCUCUAGCGGCUGUCUCAUUGACAGCCGCUAGAGGCGCUUGCGUGAUUCUCACUGUGAAAAUCACAGUGAGAGCACGCAAGCGUUCAUAGGAAAGCAUUGAUAAUUCUUUUCCUAUGCGACCGGCUGAAUGCGCGCGCAGCUCUUGCCGCGCGUGCGCAUUCAGCCGACGGGGAGGAACAGAGGAGGAUCGGAGGCAGAGAGCUCCCCACCCAGCGCUUGAAAAAGGUAAGUUUUACCCCUUUUCCCCCUUCCAGAGCUGGGCGGGAGGGGGUCCCUGAGGGUGGGGGCACCCUCAGGGCACUAUAGUGCCAGGAUAACGAGUAUGUUUUCCUGGCACUAUAGUGGUCCUUUAAUAGGGCUCUCUUUACAGGAAGUGUUUAUGGAAGGCUGUGCAAGUCACAUGCAGGGAGGUGUGACUAGGGUUCAUAAACAAAGGGAUUUAACUCCUAAAUGGCAGAGGGUUGAGCAGUGGGGCCACAGGGGCAUGUUCUAUACACCAAAACUGCUUCAUUAAGCUAAUGUUGUUCAGAUGACUAUAGUGUCCCUUUAAUCAUACCUAUAAACUGAGUGGAGUAGAGUAGGUACACAAGUAGCAAACAAUGAAUAACAAACUCUCCAAGUGUCCAAUGGUCUGUUAUUUAGUAGUAAAAAGGAGAAAACUAGCAGGCACAAUCUGAUAAAUUCAUGGGCAGAUUUUUUGGAUAUAUCAAUAUAUAUAUAUGUGUGUAACAAAAUACACUGAGAAUUACAUUCUAUAUAUAUAUCUAUCUAUAUAUAAAUUACAAAUAACCGCAAAUAUAUAAAUACACAUAAAUAUAUAUAAUUACAUAAAUAACUACAUACAUGUACACGUAGACUUUAAAUACAUAUAUAUGUAUAUAUAUUAAAACUCUACAUGUAUAUUUAAGUAAUAUUUUAGCAUAAUUAUGUGAUUUAAUUAAUUAAAAUUUGACUGACAUGCCUGAUAACCCAGGCAGAAAGUGCAGAGAAUUUGAAUUGCAAACACUCUAUUUAACCCUGUAACUUUCAAAGACACCAUAAAACCUGUACAUGGGGGGUACUGUUUUACUCAGGAGACUUCGCUGAACACAAACAUUAGUGUUUCAAAAUGGUAACUUGUAUUACAACAAUUAUAUUUUUAGUAAAAGUGAAGUUUUUUUGCAUUUUUCACACACGAACAGCACUUUUACUGACGAUAUUAUUGUUGUAAUAUGUUUUACUGUUUUAAAACACUUAUUUUUGUGUUCAGUGAAGUAUCACAAGUAUAACAGUACCCCCAUGUACAGGUUUUAUGGUGUUUUGGAAAGUUAGAGAGUCAAAUAUAAGGCUUGCAUUUCAUUUUUUUUCACGUUGAAAUUUGCCAGAUUAGUUAUGUUGCCUUUUGAGACCGUAUGGUAGCCCAGGAAUAAGAAUUACCCCCAUGAUGGCAUACCAUUUGCAAAAGUAGACAACCCAAGGUAUUGCUCUUUUUGCAGUAAAAGCUUACAGUAUUAUGACAUUUACAGAUAAUAUGUGAGGCGGAACUACACAUUUUUUUUUUUUUUAAUUUCUCACAGUUUUUUUGAUUUUAUUCAUAAUAAAUUACGUUUCAUAUAUGAAUAGUUCAUGUGAAAUUAAAGCCCUGUUUCUCCUGAACAAAAUUAUAUAUAAUAAGUGUGGGUGCACUUAAUAUGAAAGAGGUGAAUUACGGUUGAACAGACAUAUAGCGCAAAUUCCAGUUUUUGUUUACAUUUAGUUUUGAUCAGAACGUGUACUAUUGACUCCGCCCAGAAGGGGUUAAUAAAUGUUUGUGCUGGGGAAAAGGAGGAAAGUUGCAGACACUAUAAAUGCAAUCACCACUUAGCCGCCCAAUGAGAAUACAGUUAGCUGAGAGCUAGUGUUUUCUCCCAAAACCUUGCUUUUGCAUCUCAAAAGCAUGCUCUUGGACAAGUUAACCUAUUCAAUUAGCGUGUGGCGGUAGAAAAUAAUUGUUAACCAAGAACAAAGAUGAUUUAAAGAUGUUCGCUCAAACAUAACACAUUCCUAAAAAUAAGCUAUAACAUCUUUGUCAAAAAAAUUAAAAAUUAAAAUUCACUUUUGGCUCUUGAUAACAGAGGAAAAUCCGUUCACGUUAUUUACAAUGGUCAUUAAAGUGAAAUUAAGAAAUUAAUUUAGAGUGCAUUACAAAACAAUAUACAACACAAAUAUUUAUUGUAUGCAAUUUUCUGUAAUAAUAGAAACUGACAAAGGAAUAAUAUUCUCUAUUUUGUUUGUGGUGCAGAAGAUUUUACAAAGUCAAAGAUGCUAAUCAGGCCAUAUCAGUUACGCUUCUUUUAUGAUGUUUUAAGGGAUCGUAGUGAGCAAUGGGGAGAGAUGGAAGACAUUGCGUAGAUUCUCGCUCACGACUUUGAGAAAUUUUGGAAUGGGGAAGAGAGGCAUUGAGGAGAGAAUUCAGGAGGAAGCUCGUUCUCUCGCAGAAGAAUUCAGAAAAAACAAUGGUCGGUGAAGACAGUAUGCAUUUGAAUUUUAGAUUAAAUACUACAAAAACUCUCUAUAUUACCUCGGAGGCCAAAAAGUAAUUCACACAUGUUUUAUUACAUUUAAAACACUCCUUCUAUAUUAAAACAUUAAAGAGAAAAAAGUACACUCAACAAAAUAGAUCAAAGAACACUACUUCAUAAUAGUAUACAAAGUUUAAAGUGAUACUUUGCACUGGAGGUGACCCAUUCUUUUUUGUUUAAUGGUCAAUAUAACUAACACAUUAAAAUAGAUAUAUACAGGAGCAAUAAAGCAAAAAUAUUAAAAAUAGUAGGGAUACUCAAUUACAAUUAUUUAUAUAGCCCCAACAUAUUUCACUAUGAGGUACAAUAGGUAAAUAAGACAAAUAUUUAAUUCUAACAAAACGUGUGUGACAUCCGGGAAAAGUAGGUGAAGCCCAAAGAAGCUUACAAUUUUACUCAUAUUUGUAAUCUCUGCUUUUGUUGAUAAUCCGAAAGCAUUUAGGUUCCACCAAAUGAGAUAGUGACUUAGCCUAUCACAAGCUUGCUUUACAUUUUAGACCACUACAAAUUAAACUUUUGCAUCCAGUUUCAAACAAAUUGGUUAAUUAGUGGGUCAUUCAAGAAUCACGACACAAAGGAAACGGACAAGGGAUGGGUAGUUUCAUUUGUGAUUCGGAGUUCUAGCUAUAGCACCAAAAAUAUAGGAAAUUAAUGGUUUGGAGACAGACACUAAAUGUUGAUUAAAUGAUUUUAUUCACAGGUCCAGUAACCAGUGGAGGGAAACAGCAGGAGCUGUUUAUUAUAUAUAUUUCUAUUGAUUCUAUUGAAAUAUAUAUAUAUAUAUAUAUAUAUAUAUAUAUAUACAUGUGUGUGUGUGUCCUGAUGAAAGCACCGAUUGGGAGCUGAAACGUUGACUACUUUGGAUGUACCUACAAUAAAUUGGAUGAAUCAAACCCAAGAGUGCCGGUAAUUUUCUGAUAUUUUUAUGUUAUUGGGACUUGGCACCUGGUAUUAAAUACUUUUGAGUAGGAGUGCAAGAGGUUCAAAUUUUUCUUAUAUUUAUAUAUAUUUCUAUUGGUUAUUUUUUAAUAGAUUUUAUUACUCCUUUUUUGCCUCUAUUGCUCACUUGAUCUGUGAAUAAAAUCAACAUUUAGUGAUUGCACCGUAGCCAUCAAUCAUCUCUUUUUCUGGUGCCACAGGCAGAAGAUUAAAUCAAACAAGCUUGACCAUUGCGCCAGUUGCUUGUUUCAUUAUUAGUUUACUUGGUGGUGGUUUGGAAAAUUCAUAUGAUAACCCAGUCAGCCUAAAUGUGGACACUUCUCAAUGAAAUUAAUCUCCAAGUCUAACAGUUUUUGAUAAGAAGGCUCAGAGUCUGCCACCAGAAAAGACAUAGCAUUAUGUGAAUAUAUUAAAGUGUGUAUAUUAAAAUGUAACUCUUUUUAUUAUCACAGGAAUCAUUUCUAUAUAAGAAGGGUAUGCUUAAUAUAUUUUCCAAUACUCCUAACAGACACCCCAUUUGAUGCAGCACUCCUUGUGGGACAGGCCGUCUCCAAUAUCAUCUGCUCCAUUGUAUUUGGUGAGAGGUUUGACUAUGAAGACAAGGAUUUUAAGAACCUUCUACAAAGUUUCAGAGACCUCUUUGCACACAUCAAUUCAACCUCCGGACAGGUCAAUAAAUGUCCUACGGAAAAAUUGAAGGAAUUGAAUUGAAAGAAUAUUAUUUAAACGUUUCUUUCAGAAACCUAGCAACAGAGGUGAGAAUGACACAUACUGUAAUAUUUACAAUUUAUUACAGGUUCUUCAAGUGUUCCCAAAUGUUCUUCAACAUAUUCCUGGUCCUCAUCAGAAAGUUUUCAGAACCUUUGGCAAAUUAAAGCAGUUUGUAAUGGAUAAAGCAAAAUCACACCAACAGACUUUAGAUUUAAACUGCCCGAGGGAUUUCAUAGACAGCUUCCUAAUAAAGAUGGAGGAGGUAGGGAAUUGUUGAAUUACUAAUUAUUUCUCUAUACAAGCUCUAUAUCCAGCUACAUGUUGCAUAUUGGAAGGAGGUGAUGGUUUAUAAAACAAAAUAUUACAUAUGUUUCUCCAGGAAAAAAAUUAUCCAAACACUGAAUUUCACAAUGAAAAUUUAUGGGGAACAAUGUUGGACUUGUUUUUUGCUGGAACAGCGACCACAAGUACAACACUGAGAUACGGAUUCCUGAUUUUUCUCAAAUAUCCAGAGAUACAAGGUAACGUUCUUCAAUGAUAUUUCUUUAAAGAACAUUUUUUUGUUAGUUACUACAAAGUUCUGAUAAUGGAGUCCAUGUGUCCAUAGUAAGCACCCACAUUCAAGUAAUCAUUGCAUGGGACUUGGUCACAUUGCGAGUAGCUAAUAAUUGAUGACGAAAUAUAGUUAUCUGGAGGUGUAGUAACAGUGAAAGCUCACAACUCCAGCAGUGAUUGAAGGUGUAAACCUGCAUGAGAUUCUUGUGACCUGUGACCAAUACAGACUUUGGGUCUAGUUAAAGAAAAUGUCUGAGUAGUGAAAAAUAUAUAUUCUUUUGUUAAAGUACCUGUUCAUUCCUAUAAUUAAUGAAUGAGAGUUUGGGAUAUAAUUUAAAAACCUUGCAUUUCGGAUCAGAAACAUGAGACACACAAACAAAAUAGUAGAAAUGUGAUGCCAAGCGUAUAUAUGUUGGAGGCAAAAUUCACACCAAGUUGCAAGUGUCGAAAGUAGCCAAAGGAAAUACAAAUAUUUUGUUUUUGAAGGAGCUCACAAAAUGGGUCAAGAUUGGUAUUUUUGAAAAAUAGAAAAUAUUAUGUCUGGGAGAAAAAUCUAUUCAUCAAAAUUAGGGUAAGAGUAAAUUUAUUAAAGGAAACUUUAUAUUCAAUUUAUCCCAGAAGUAUUUGGUGGUAGUUUGAGCCAGCAAUGUACAAAGUAUUAGCAGUCAGGCUUGUUUUAGGAGCCAGAUAUAGAAAUAGGGGAGAUCAUUCCAAAAGUUUGAUGCUCCAGGUCCACGCAUCUCUUCACUCCUCUAACGGAGCUCCCUGUACCACUGGCUGGGUACCUCCUCCAACGACCGCUUACUAACUGGAACAUGGGACAAACCACAGCACUUCUGUCGAUAGUCGCCAUGGCUUGACUGGGGCCCUGGAACCGCUCCGUCCUGGAGCCGAAUGGGGUAUAAGCUCUAGACACCCCCAGGCACUGGGCGACACUCCUGGGAGCUUUAGUCCUUACAAGGACUUUCCAGGUUGAAUCUCCUCCAAGCUGGAACAGCAGACACAGGAGUAAAUCUUCUUUACUUCCAAUACAGGAUGACACACAGUUUUGGAGUGUAAGCUGGAAUAGAUUCUAAUGAUGCCACACUUGUCCUUAUAUGACAAUCCCCAUGCAAGGGGUACACCCACAUGGACCUUGUUGGGGACAGGGACACAAACUUACAAACCAAUAAUAACACAUUUACAAUGUAAGGCACUCCCACACACAACACAAAAUCCCUCCCUUCAGAUUGGGAGAUAAUUGGAUCAGAAACUCUACUAAUUCUGAUCCAAUUAUCUCCAAGCACAGAAAAAAAACAUACUUUCUAUAAAGCCCCCAAAGUACCCCAAAACACAUGAUAUCCCCACAAAUGUCACACCCCUGAUAGCCCUGACCUGGGUGACCAACAUAUCCAAAAAUCACCCAGAUCAGUACGAAGGUUAAAAAAUUCUAUGGAAUUCAUAAUUUUGACCGACCUUGCACAUGGUCCUAUGCCCAAAACAGUGAAUUUUCAUGAAAUCAGUGCUAACGGUCGGUCAACUUCGGUAGUCUUUUACAGGUUUCCCUACAGGGCCCAUAGUCUGUGGGCAGGAGGCUGGCAAGCAAGCUCCUCCAGGAACUCGUAGCAAACUCACUUGGACAGGGGAGUAUGUCACAUAUGGUUUAUUAUCAGGAAUUCUCUUUGUUUUGCAGGUAAUAGAAUGCCGAUGGGACAGUAUGUAUAUGUUAAUAUCGACAUCUAAAUAUCUACACUCCAGGAGUUAGUUACACAUAUCCAGGGUUAUUUUACUAAGUGAGAAUUAUUGGGAAUUCAUGGAGAUAUUUAAAAUUUAAGGUCAGAGUACACGUGGGAAGGGAAGUUUGUCACAGCUCCCAUGUGCAGGUGUUGGAUUUGAGCUAAUCUGGCUGCUUGGUAGUAAUGUUAAAAAUGGGGCAGACCAAGACCACCCAAUCCACCAGGAAUGUUCAAACUCGUGUUUUAUUCUUGGAUCAUCUGAACUCUACAGAGUAUACAUUGUUUAAAUCUGGAAUGUCCAAAGGAGUGUCUGAAAGAAACAAAGGAAGCAUGGGAAUGCAUUCAUCUUUUUAGAAACAAUUCUGCCAAGUAACAAAAUUCCAAAAUCUUGCCAAGAGGCCAGGAAAUAAUUAUGAAUUAAGGGAUUAGAAUUCAGAAUAUAAGCAUUGUUAAAAUCUGCUGGCAGAUUUUUCCAUAGGUGCAAAUUGUGACAGGAAUUAAAACUGAAAGUGGUACAUUGUCAAUAACAAGGUGAGAAGGGUGUCAUCUAAGUUUAAGGGAAGGAUGUCAGUUUUAUGCAGGUUUAGUUUUUUUUCCUAAGACCUUGGUGUAGAAGGAGAGAACUUCCAAGAGUAUAGGAAGAAAUAAGAUAGUGUUAGGUAAAGGAGCACGCCAGGAAAACAAACUCGUUUUUCUGGCACUUUAGGGUCAUUAGGUCCCCCCCAUCCUCAGGGCCUCCCUAUCGCUGGGCUGAAGGGGUUAAGACAGCCACUAGAGGCUGGAUUAACCCUCAGUGAAACAUUGCAGUUUCUCUGAAACUGCUAUGUUUUCAACUGCAGGGUUAAAACUAAAGGGACCUGGCACCCAGACCACUUCAUUGAGCUAAAGUGGUCUGGGUGCCUAUAGUGGUCCUUUAAGGACAAUAACAAAGCAUCUUCAUAAGCAGCAACUUUAUCAUUUUGGGAUUUCGCUGUCAGGCCUGGGAUAAGAGGAUUGCAACAGAUCAUUUGUAGAAAAUGGUUCCAUAGAAAGUGCAAAUAAUAUCAGGGAGAUGGGGCAUCCUUAUCAUGUACCAUUUCAAACUGUAAACCCAGGUGUAAUUGAGUACUUUUUUUUUUUCAUUUUGGUGAUGAAAGACUAAGUAAAUCUUCUCGUGGUUGUAUAUGUGUGUUUAAUUCUUUUUAUUAAAUGUUUUCAUGAAAGUAUUAAUAGACAUAACAACACCUAGGGGAGGGAACCUUACAGAAAAAAAAUAAGGAUUCCUAUCCCCAUUAGACAUACAUAAAUAUAAUGUUCUAUUUCAAAUUUCAUCAAUAAGCUGUCUAGAACACAAUAUAAUAACAAUAAUAUCCCAUAGAAUGGAUAUCGUGGUCCAAAAACGGCCUAAAAAAGCCUUAUAAAUAAAAUAGACAAAAACAAAGACAAAGACAAAACUGAUCAUAUGUAUUGCAGAUCCGAUACCACACUUAGAUAGAACAAUAUAAGGCCAAGGAAGCCAGUAAUAGAACCCGUUGUGAAAACAUCAGACUAACCAUAAGGAGGUCGUAUGAAGUAUCUCACCACUUCAGACUCAUUAAAGCCUAUUAAUUUUUUGGGCAAGACUAGAAUAGAACGUCAGAGCAUUAAAAUUAGGAUAUUCUCUCAUAGACAAUAAUCCCUUUUCCAUCUCGACUUGGAAUAGGAGUUGGGCUUUAACUUGAUCUCUCGUAGGAAUGUCAGUACUUUUCCAAAAUCUAGCAAUUAAUAUUUUAGUAGCCAAUAAACAGUGUAUAAUCACAAUAUCAAGAUUAUCCUUAAUUUCUGAGCCCAAAAGAUGGAGUAGAGCGAUUUCCGGUUUGAAUUCCAAAUAAGUACCUCCAAUUCUAUUUAUAAAUUCAUAUGUAAUCGUCCAAAGAGAUUUGAUUCGAUGGCAGGACCACCAUAUAUGAACCAUAGAGCCAUCUGGAUGUAGACACCGCCAACAGUUAGACGGGUUAGUAAUAGAAAUUUUAGCGAGUCUAAUCGGUACCAAGUACCAUCUGAAUAAUAUUUUAAUAAAAGUCUCUAGGAUAUUCAAACAGUGAAUAAUUUUUUUAGUCCUUACAAAGGAUUUACACCAACUAUUAAAUGGAAUAGAAAUUGCUAGAUCAGUUUCCCAUUUAGUUAAGGCUUUGGGGAUGAGAGGGGUCCCUUUCGUUUUUAUUAAUUCAACUGCAAUAGAGAAGAUCCUUUUGACAUAAUACCCCGAAAAUUUUUUCCUAAACAAUAUUCCAAAACGGCCUUCUAAAACCAAUAUAUUAUCUUUCAAAUAGCUCUUAAUACGAAGAAAGUUAAAUAAUUCUCUAGAGGGUAAAUCUAACCAAUUUUUCAGAACAUCAAAGCUUUUCAAUUGGUGGUCAUUAUAAAGAUCUUUUAUCUUAUGAUUAGAGUCUUUAUACCAAUUCGUCAAAUUUAUCUCUAGCAUAAAACAUUUUAACGACCUUAGACUCAGGUUCUCAUAUAUUUUUCUGUUAAUAUUCAACUUCUUCUUUAUAAUAGUCCAUUCUUUUAAUGUCUGUGAUAGAGACAAAGGACAAUGAGAACCAAUCUCACACAGAUGCCUAUUCUGGCUUGCCUCUCUCCAUCAGAGGAAUUCGAGGUUAUCUAAACCAAGUCUGGCUGCUUCAAUUUUAUACCAGGCUUAGUCUGUAGAGUCGCUUAAUUGUAAUUUACUGGCAUGAACUAGUAUAUUUGCCUGGUAGAUUUGAUUAACAAGGGGGUAACCCCAACCCCCCCUGAUGGGCCUUCCUUGAUAGAUUGUAUGUACUAAUUCUUGGUCUCUUCCCAUUCCUUGUAUAUGUGACCUUCCGGUUACGCACACAGUGCUAAAGAAAAUGCAUUAACUCAUUGCUGUAUCAUGCAAUCAUGGUCUGUAAAUCAAAACAAAAAAAAAAAAUUUAGUUUUUAGGUCAAAUGUUUUUCUGUUUCUUCUUCAGAGAAAGUGCAGAAUGAGAUUGAUUGUAUAAUUGGAAAAGAUCGCAGUCCAUCAGUGGAGGACCGGAGUAAGAUGCCAUACACAGAUGCAGUGAUUCAUGAAAUCCAGAGAGUGGCUGAUAUUAUCCCAACAGGACUGAUCCAUGCAGCCAGCAAAGACACAACUUUCAGAGGAUUUCACAUUCCCAAGGUGAGUAGAGUUUAACAUUUGGACAAUUCUAUAAAUGUAUAUUUACAUGGGAUCAAUAUUCUGAUAAUCAAUAAUUGAUAAAUGCCUAAAUUCAAACAAAUCCAUGUUUUAGGGAGCCUUACUAUUUCUAGUACUAUCCUCGGUGUUAAAGGACUCCAAGUACUUUAAAAACCCCCAGGAGUUUAACCCUGGUCACUUUCUGGAUGAUAACGGAUGUUUUAAAAAGAAUGAAGCCUUCAUGCCAUUCUCUGUAGGUAAUACUAUUGUAUCAAUAAUAUAUAUUUAAUAUAGUCUGUGGAUCCUCCAGUGAAAGUUUCACGUUCUUAUCUUCUAUAUCAUCUUGUCCAGGUAAACGUGUGUGUGCAGGGGAGGGUCUAGCUCGCAUGGAGCUCUUUCUCUUCCUCACCACCAUCUUGCAAAUGUUCACACUAAAGCCGACAGUAGAUAAGAAAGAUAUUGAUAUCACACCUGAGCCAAAAACCAAUGGUGGAAAACCUCGAACCUACAUGAUGUAUGCUGUGCCUCGCUGAAAUUCCUUAAUACUGUGCCCAACCCUUGGAACCAACCCUUUAGCGUUUUCUGUUUGUUUAAUAAUUACUGUGAAUUAAAUAAUGUUAGAGGAACAAAAUGUCUCUUUGUCAUUGAACAUUUGUGUGUGUGUAUGUGCCUCUCUUUUUUGUGUGUCUGUAUGUGUUUUUUAUCCAGUAUUGAGAUGCAUGUAUUCCUGUAUAUGUGGCUGGGUUCCACUCCGCAGCUGACCAAUGAUAAUACGAAAUCUAGAAAAUGCCAAGUUAGAUAUCUCAGCAGGUGUUUGCACCAUGGAUGGCAGUUUUCUAGGGAGCAUGUCUAGCUGACCUUAUCACUGAUAUUAUGAGAUCUUGUACAUUAUUCACUACUGGAUCUGUACCCACAUACAUCAUGUUAUGUGCUCUGCCGUCACAUUCUAUGUUUCUAUGUUUCUAUGGUUUUGAUCCUGCCAGUAUACCAAAUCUACAGUCUUCCCAUUGCUAUGUGUUCACAUUGAGUUCAUUGUCCGAGAAGCACAUUUUCCUAAAAAUUAUACACACGUACACACACACACACACACUGAAUUUCUGGCAAUUCGGGCAAUUCAAAACUCUCUGAUUGGUUACUUUCAAUCCACCAAUCAGAGUGUUGUUAUGAGUCAAAUUACGCAGGUUGGAAAAAUUACAAAGAACUUUCCCACGCUGUGUAAAAUGACACAGAGCACUCUGAUUGGCUGGAUUUCAAGCUAACCAAUCAGAGUGCUGUGACAGGUAAAUGUAGAGACUUACCUGUCAGUCUCUUCAUUUACCUGUCAGAGCACUCUGAUUGGAUGGCUUAAAGCAACCAACUAGAGUGCUCUGAGCCUAAUUGCCUAAAAGCCUUCCCCCGCUCUGCCGAGCUCAUUCUGCGCAGUGUACUCCAUGGGUGAUCAUGGAUUAUUUUUUUUUGUGCUCUGGUUUUUUUCAAAGUGCGUCGGUUAUUAUGGAUCUUUAUUUGACCAUUUUUAGGGCUGAAAAAAUAAGAUUUUAGAAGAAUGAGGACAUCAAAUGGUAAGUUUUUAUUUGCUUUUUUUACAGGUAUCUAGUUAAUGGUCCCCCCUUAUUAUUUUUAGGGUGAGCGGGGUCAGUGGGUGUUAUUUUUUUGGGGGAGGGGGUGACUACUGGUUUGGGGACCCCUAGUCACCCGGGGGGUUAAAUUUUUAUUUAGGGCCACAACCCGCUGCUCAGGGGUGGGGGCCAGAGGGGAGGACAAUAGGUCUCCCCCCUUAUUCUAAUUUAGGGGCCCCAUCCACCGCUCAGGGCUGGGGCCGGAGGGGAGGACAAUAGGUCCCCCCCUUAUUCUAACUUAGGGCCCCAACCCGCCACUUAGGGGUGGGGGUGGAGGAGGGCAUUAGGUCCCCACCUUAUUCUAAUUUAGGGCACCCACCCGCCACUCAUGGGUCUCAAUUUAGGUCUUUCAGCCUUUUGGUAGAUAACUCCCUAAUACCACGGGAAUUAGGUAGUUAUCUACUAAGUGGCUGCAAGAGAAGUCCCGAAAUUCCAAAAUGCCGUACAGAACUGAAGUGCCGAAGUCCCGAAGUUCCAAAUUGCUGAAUUCCCGAAUAUCGGAAUGCCUAACCGAUCAAAACUUUUCCUCAUGCACAUCCCUACACCCCAACACACACUGCACCCCCUCACACACACUGCAUCCCACACACACAUACACUGCACCCCUACACACACUGCAUUUUCACACACACACACUACACCCCAAUACACGUACAGUGCAACCUACAAACAGAAACACACUACACACUUUACACAUACACUGCACCCUUCACACAGACACACUGCACCCCUCACACACUGAAAGUGGAGUCUCUAACACAUUGGGGAGACCUGUAUGUGUCCCCUAGAUCCCCACUCAUGGAAUUCAUUCUGUUGUCAUUGUUUACUAUGCUUAUCAUGCUGAGUCUGGACUCAACAUUUAUAACAAGAAUUAGCAUAGAAUUUGUAUUUGUAAAUAAGGGAGAUUUCCUCCUGAUGCUACUCGCUGUGCUGCCUGUGGCUGCUCACUGUUGUUAAAAAUAAAUAAAUAAAAGACCUCCCCCCACCUCUGAAUCCAAUAAAGUGCCUCAUGGUGGGGCACCUUUUAAAAUAAUUAACCCAAGCACAACCCCGCAAGUAAAUAUUGAGUCCUUGCAGGUAAUGCUCAAGAUUUACCUGCUAGACCACUUUGAUUGGUUGUUUUUUUAGGGCUGAAAAAAAUAAUAUUUUAGAAAAAAGACAUUUAAUGGUAAAUAUGAUUUUUUUAAUAUUUUUCAGGUAUUUAGUAUAUUCCUCCCCCCUUACUAUAAUUAGGGUGAGGGGGUAGGUACGUUUUUAUUUUAUUGGAGAGGGUGCUUAGGGACCCCUUGUCACUAGGGGGGUGACUAUGGUAUAUUAUCACUUAAGGCCCCCCUGCCGCCACUCGUGUGGAGGCAGGGGGGAGGCAGUACGCCCCCCUCUCUUUGUCACUUAGGCCCACCACCCACUGCUCGGGUGGGGGGGCCAAGGGAGGACACUAUGCCCCCCCAGUUAAUUAUUUUAAUAGAUGCCCCACCAUGGGGGCAUGGGGUGCCUGUACUGGAUCUCCCUUUAUUGAAUUCAAGGUGGGGUCCCUUUUUUACACUACUGAGCAGCCACUGGCUGCUCACUGUUUAGCAGACAUGCCCCAACUCCCAGCAUAGAGAGUAGGGGCAUUAGGGAGAUUUUUUUUAUCUCCUUUGUGCUAAUAUGCUCCCCGCCGCUUUUAUUUUUACAUAUUACAGGGAGGGAGCCAUGAGCCGAUAGCACUCUCCUCGUAAUAAACUAAAUGAAUGAACAAAGACCAAAAUUCAGAAUUUCGGACAAUAGCGAACGCCCAAGUAUUAAACUGGGUAUGGGCAGGAAUUUCAGAGUACUAGCUAGUGUGAGCAGAUGAUGUGUCCCACAGGGCGGCAGAAAUCCUUGCACCUGUCCUGUUAUUAAUACAUAUAAUAAAGACAACAGAGGACAUCCUGUCAGGUCCCAUUGUUAAGUUCAGUCUGUAUAUUUUGACCUACCGUCUUCGCAGAGGGACAUGAAUAUAAGGAUUUAAUAGAGCUGAACAUAAACCCAUCCAUACCAAAACAUCUUAAAGACUAAAACAGAAACUCCCAAUCUACACAAUCAAAUGCUUUUUCAGCGUCUAUUUAGAUUGUUAUGAGGUUGUUUAUCUCCGUUAGCUCUUUCUAGCAGAUUAAUUAUUCUUCUAAUAUUACUAUAUGGUCUUCUUCCUGAUAUAAAACCGAUUUGAUCUUUGUGUACUAUAUCAGGGAGUAUCUGUUUCAGUCUCUUAGCCAAAAUAGCCACCAUCAAUUUUGCAUCUGAAUUAAUUAGCUAUAUUGGUCUAUAAUUCACAACUUUUUCCGGGUCUUUCUUUGAUUUAAGAAUAGGAAUAAUAUUGUCCCUAAGGAACUCUUCUGGAGUGUGCCCCCUGUCGUCCAUCUCAUUAAAUGCCUCUGCCAGAUAGCCACUAAUAUUUUCUUUCAUAAUUUUAUAGAACAUUCCACUACACCCGUCAGGGCCAGGUGAUUUUUGUUUUUUCUUAUUUUCAAUAGCCCAUUCUACCUCUUCCUCACUAAUAGGGUUAUUUAAUUCUUUAUUUUGUAUGUUAGAAAUUUUUUGUAUCUUUUGAUAAUCCAAAUAUUUAUUUAUUUUAUCCGGGACUGUUUUUGUAGAACCGUUAUAUAGUUUACUGUAGUAUUUAUUGAAAACUGUACCUAUUUCUUUUGGUGACAUGUGGGUACAGCCUUCUUCAUUCGUAAUUUAUAUAUGCGAUUAUUUGCCUGUUUUUUUUUUUUUUUAAUUGAUUGGAUAAUAUUUUAUCUGCUUUAUUAUUUGUAUGGUACCACGUCUGUUUUAAUUUUUCUAAUUUCCAACUCAUCCUUUUAAUUUUGAGUUCUUUAAUCUGUCUCUGAAAGCUCAUCAUUUAAUUGGAUCUGUUUACAGUAGGGGUUAUCUCAUUCUCUUUUUGUAAACUGUAGAGUUGGAUAUAUAAUAUGUUAGCAUCAUUCCCUCUUUGUUUUUUUCACUAUUGCACCCAUUUUUAUCAGAUAGCUUCUACAUACACUUUUUGUAGGCACACCAUAAAGCUUAAAGGACCACUCUAGGCACCCAGACCACUUCAGCUUAAUGAAGUGGUCUGGGUGCCAGGUCCAGCUAGGGUUAACCCAUUUUUCAUAAACAUAGCAGUUUCAGAGAAACUGCUAUGUUUAUGAAUGGGUUAAGCCUUCCCCCUAAUCCUCUAGUGGCUGUCUCAUUGACAGCCACUAGAAGCGCUUGCGUGCUUCUCACUGUGAUUUUCACAGUGAGAGCACGCCAGCGUCCAUAGGAAAGCAUUAUGAAUGCUUUCCUAUGUGACCGACUGAAUGCGCGCGCAGCUCUUGCCGCGCGUGCGCAUUCAGCCGACGGGGAGGAGAAGAGGAGGAUCGGAGGAGGAGAGCUCUCCGCCCAGCGCUGGAAAAAGGUAAGUUUUAACCCCUUUCCCCCUUCCAGAGCCGGGCGGGAGGGGGACCCUGAGGGUGGGGGCACCCUCAGGGCCCUAUAGUGCCAGGAAAACGAGUAUGUUUUCCUGGCACUAUAGUGGUCCUUUAAAAUAAUGUGUAUAUUAGGCUAAAAACAAUAUAGUGAUAGAGUGCUUCAAAAACCUUUGUGGGUCACUCCACCACACACAGAUAAGUGAAAUAAAAUGGUAAGAAUAGUGAGAGCACACAAAAAAAAUAAAUAAGCUGCUUUAUGUUUAACUGAAUUUACAUUUUCAUUAAAAUAUGUCGGCCAUUUUUUUUAAAUGCAUUAAAUUUUAGUUAGAAGUUUCUCAUUUAAUCUUCAUUAUCUAUGUGCAUUGUAUAUAUUAUCAUCUUUAAUCACCCAAACUAUUGCAUUAUGGUCUGACCACAUCAUUUCUUUGAUGAAACUCUUAUUUAUUCUAUUAACCAGCGUGUGGUCAGUCCACACCAUAUCUAUUCUGGCGUAAGAACAAUGUACAAAAGAGAAAUGUGUAUAAUCUCUUGCCUGUGGAUUUAUAAUACUCCAUAUAUCAUAUAAUUUGAAUUUUUUAUCAAGCAGUCCCAGGCGUGUGCUGACUUUUUAAUUUUAUUACAGGAAAAUAGAAACUGGUCUGCUUAAUGCAAACACAGAGGGGUGAGGGAGUCUGACUUAAAGUAAAUAGCUCGAAACUGAACAAAGACAGGAAUACACCCAAAACCUGUCUGGAAAUAUAGAAAACAGGGAUACCUUCAAAGGUGAUGUGUUCAGGAGCAAAUUCACUUUAUAUGUGACUUCGUUGGUAUGGUAAAAUAAAGUAUCUAAAAUGCUGGGUGGUAACUGUGCCAGAAUGUAUGGUGUGUAUACCUUUAAAUCUGCUACAGGCAGAAUCUGUUUGGUACACACCGAAUGAUCUGCUUAAUACAAGGUUGUUGCUAAAUACAAAAUAACCAUAUGAGACCUGGUUACCUGUUAUGUAUAAAAUUAACACACUGUUUAAAAUAGUGUGUAUAUUGCUUUAAGUAAUCCGUUGGAAAACUAGACAGUGCACAGAACAGUAUUAUAUUUCAAUAAGGAGAUAUAAAAAACUCCAUAAUAACUGUAUUAGUUAUAAUCACUUGAGAAUUAAGCAAAAACUACAAGUGAAAGUAAAAAACCACUAUUAACAAAAUGUAUUUAAAAAAGAUAAUGUAGAAAUUUAUUCAUCAUAUAAAAAACAUAAAAGAAUAGUCCAAAUUUGGAAUAAAAAUACAAAUACAAAAAAUGAGAGCCAGGAACGAUUAGCAAGUCUUUAGCCACUGCAGAUUUCGCACAAAUAGCUUCAUCCACACUGUAACUGUUAAGGAUUACAGUGGAUACUAUUGUAUCAAAAUUGGAGAGAAAUUACUUGCCGGCUGCUGGGGAGGUUGGCGUGCGUGCCAAACCUCACUCUGAUUCUCAGAUGCUCGGCAGUCCGUCUGUCCCCAGGUCGUAAGUGCCGUAUGUGGGAAGAAGAGAAGUGCUGCUGCUGGCGUCUGGCUGCUCCGUCGUAUCCUGCUCACUAUCACUGCUGGUCUAACGCGUUUCGUGGGUGUCAGCCCCACUUCUUCAGAGACAUGCUGCAGCUGGAUUGGAAUGUGUGUCUUAUAUACAGAGCUGAUGGGCUGCAUGUAUUAUUUAUUAACUAGACAUGUAAAUCUCAUUUUAUAUACAUAGAAUGGUUGUAAAAACAAGUUGUGAACUAAGAACAAAUUAUAAAUAAAAUACAAUAAAAUAAAAUACAGUGGUUUGAUACUUAUUGAAAUGAUACAUACACAAAUAAAGUAUUGAAUGUGUAAAUUAAAAUUACUAUAUCAUAAUCAGUUUUUAAAAAUUGAAAGUUAGUAGGCUUAUAAGCAAUUAUAGAAUUGAUUAUAAUAAAAGAUAAAUCAGAAAGGGAAAUGGAUAUGCACUUAGAAAACGAUCUGUGGAAAAAUUGGAUAUAUUAUAAAAAGGUCAUAGAGAAUUUGAAGUAGAGGCUGUGCCCCAAGUUACAUUACGAACCCACAUGGUAUCAUAAGUGAUUAAUAUAAUGUGAGAGGAUCAUAAAAGCAUUAGAAUAAAGGCUGUGCACGGAGUCAUAUUACAAAUGUAAAUGGUAUCAGUAGUGAUUAGUGCAUACUAGGAAGAGUAUAUUCAAAAUAGAAGCUGUGCCUGAACUUAUAAUGCCAAUGCAAGUAGUAUCAGUAUCCCAAUGGAAUAACCAGAUUGGGAUUUUACAGUAUCAUUAUCAUGAUGAAAUAUCUAAUUAAAAUUGUAAAGAGAAUAUGUGAAAAGAGAGAAAAAUGUGAAUGCAGUAAUAUUAUACUACAUAUAUAGUGUCUCUACUGAGGUAGAUAAUAGUUGGAUAAAAUAUCCUAAAAUGUGAAUUACGACUAUAUACUGAGUAGGAGAACUUAGUGCAAGGAAUUGGAAAGUGAUGGAUGAUAUUACUCAAUAUAAAGUGCGCAGUGUCAAAAUGUGCAUGUGUAUGUGUAAAAAACUGGGUUGUAUGAAAAAAAAAAGGGAAGGUAAACUUUAUAAGAAUGCAUUAAGUUCAAAAUCUAAAUUAAGACCCUUAGGGGCCAAAGUCUCUAGGUGGAAUAUCCACCUAGCUUCUGUUUGGUCCAGAUUCUUAUCUAUAUCGCCCCCUCUCCAAUUUACAUCUACCUUUUCAAUCGGUAGGAAUCUUAGUCCUGUGGGGUCUCCUCCGUGAAAGUCUUGGAAAUGUCUUGACAAAUUGUGGGUUUGGAGACCCCUUCUAAUGUUCCUUAUAUGUUCCGCCAUCCUCGUCUUCAAUGCCCUUUUUGUACGUCCUACAUACUGUUUAGAACAUGGACAUGUGAUGAGAUAGAUAACUCCUUUUGAAUCACAAUUCAUGUUGGUCUUAAUAUCAUAUUCCUUCGUGCCAUCCAUAGAUGUGAAUUUAGUGAUUUCAAGAUCCAGAGAAGGAUUAUUUGUACACGCAACACAUUUUUUACACCGCUUGAAACUUUUUGUAGCCAUCGUGUCUUGUUGGAUCUUACAUUGCUUGAGAGUUGGAGCCAAGAGUGAUUGUAGAUUGGGUGCUUUAGUGAAGAUGAUACGUGGUUGGUUCUCCAAAAUACCUAUCAGGGAAGGGUCGCUCAUGAGGAUAUUCCAAUGUUUCUUUAGGAUUUUCUCUAUAGUGCGAGAUUGGUGGUUAAAUUGGGUUAUGAAAGCUGGUAUGGGUUGAUUCAUCUCAAUGGUUCCAACUUUAUUUUUGAGGGUAUCUUGUCUUGGAAUGGUUAAAGCUCUAGUUUUGGCCUCAGUAAGUAAUGUUAUGGGAUAGCCUUUGUUGAUAAAUCUUUGCUGCAUCUCCUCCAUUUGUUCACCGCAUGCUUGUGUGUUUGAGCAGUUCCUUCUAAUCCGCCUAAAUUGGCUCAAAAACAUCCCAUAUAGCCAAUUUGACCUUUUUAUAAUAUAUCCAAUUUUUCCACAGAUCGUUUUCUAAGUGCAUAUCCAUUUCCCUUUUUGAUUUAUCUUUUAUUAUAAUCAAUUCUAUAAUUGCUUAUAAGCCUACUAACUUUCAAUUUUUAAAAACUGAUUAUGAUAUAGUAAUUUUAAUUUACACAUUCAAUACUGUAUUUGUGUAUGUAUCAUUUCAAUAAGUAUCAAACCACUGUAUUUUAUUUUAUUGUAUUUUAUUUAUAAUUUGUUCUUAGUUCACAACUUGUUUUUACAACCAUUCUAUGUAUAUAAAAUGAGAUUUACAUGUCUAGUUAAUAAAUAAUACAUGCAGCCCAUCAGCUCUGUAUAUAAGACACACAUUCCAAUCCAGCUGCAGCAUGUCUCUGAAGAAGUGGGGCUGACACCCACGAAACGCGUUAGACCAGCAGUGAUAGUGAGCAGGAUACGACGGAGCAGCCAGACGCCAGCAGCAGCACUUCUCUUCUUCCCACAUACGGCACUUACGACCUGGGGACAGACGGACUGCCGAGCAUCUGAGAAUCAGAGUGAGGUUUGGCACGCACGCCAACCUCCCCAGCAGCCGGCAAGUAAUUUCUCUCCAAUUUUGAUACAAUAGUAUCCACUGUAAUCCUUAACAGUUACAGUGUGGAUGAAGCUAUUUGUGCGAAAUCUGCAGUGGCUAAAGACUUGCUAAUCGUUCCUGGCUCUCAUUUUUUGUAUUUGUAUUUUUAUUCCAAAUUUGGACUAUUCUUUUAUGUUUUUUAUAUGAUGAAUAAAUUUCUACAUUAUCUUUUUUAAAUACAUUUUGUUAAUAGUGGUUUUUUACUUUCACUUGUAGUUUUUGCUUAAUUCUCAAGUGAUUAUAACUAAUACAGUUAUUAUGGAGUUUUUUAUAUCUCCUUAUUGAAAUAUAAUACUGUUCUGUGCACUGUCUAGUUUUCCAACGGAUUACUUAAAGCAAUAUACACACUAUUUUAAACAGUGUGUUAAUUUUAUACAUAACAGGUAACCAGGUCUCAUAUGGUUAUUUUGUAUUUAGCAACAACCUUGUAUUAAGCAGAUCAUUCGGUGUGUACCAAACAGAUUCUGCCUGUAGCAGAUUUAAAGGUAUACACACCAUACAUUCUGGCACAGUUACCACCCAGCAUUUUAGAUACUUUAUUUUACCAUACCAACGAAGUCACAUAUAAAGUGAAUUUGCUCCUGAACACAUCACCUUUGAAGGUAUCCCUGUUUUUUAAUUUUUUUGUUUAUUGUUUUAUCUUGGGAUAUCCUUUUACCUAACUCGCUAUCCAUAAUAGAAUUAAAACUGAUUUUUUCAUUUUUUUUCUAACAUUUUUUUUUAAUAAAACAGACCGGAUUUAUAUUUGGUGCAUAUAUAUUUAUCAAAGAAUAUAAUUUCAUCUCUAUCCUACAUAUCAGUAUUAUAUGUCAGGCCUCUGGAUCACACUCUUGAUAUAUUACAUCUGGAUUUAAUUUGUUUGAGAUUAAAAUAGCUACACCUUUAUUUUAUUUUCUUUAGAGGAGGCAACUACUACCCUAGAAAAGUGACUAUCUGGCAGUGGCAGGAAACAUAUAACUACUUUUUCUUUUUAAAACAUUUUGAUCAGAGAAGAUCUUUUAUAUGGUGAAUUUAAACCUUGGGCAUUAAUUGACAUGAACCUAAUCAUGAGAGAUAUAUUUCUGACCUCCAUUUCUCAUGCAUUCGUCCCUGAGCAAGAAGUUCACAAAUAACAUACAUAAAACCACAUGUUUGAUGAACAUAAUUAGCUCUUCUAUAAUCUCUAACAUCUUUGGCCGCCUAAGUUCCCCUCCCGUAACGGCCCUAGAUGUUAGAGAUAGAUUAUUGUCAAAGCAAUAAAUCAGGUUCUGUACUAUUUGCUUUUACUGCAAUAAAAUACACAUAUUUGUAUUCAGCGAUGUCUCACGUGUAAAACAGUACCCCCUAUGUACAGGUUUACUGGUGUUUUGGGAAGUUACAGGGUUAGAUAUAGCAUGAUACAUUUUUUAUUUUUUUUACAAUUGAAAUUCGCCAGAUUGGUUAUGUGUGGAUCACACACAACCACAAAGACACAUCCCACAAUCCUCCCCCUCCCAGAGGUCCCAGCAUUGGAAGGGACUCCAUUCCCUUUGUCCCAAAAGCCUGCCACCAAAUCCCCGGGGCUCCGUACACCAACUGCCAGGAGUCUUUGUCCCUCGGAAGCCCGCCCGCGAAAAAAUAGCUGGUCUCUUUUGGGUCACGAGAGCCCGCCAAAACUCGCCAGUGCCGCAGAAGUGCAUACACCAAUUUCAGGGAUUAUCGCCUCGGUCCCUUGAUCAACCAGUCUCUGUUUGUGAGGUCCUAGUGUGAAUCCCAGACAAGGGAAGCAUCUUCUGUACAAAUGGCGACUACCCAGGUUUCACACCUAUGUUGCGGGUGCAAGCGUUCUGAAUAAUUGGUGUAAAUCUUCUAAUAGGGCACUGGGAAGGCCCUCUUUCUGGACAUGAACAAGUCAGGAUACAAUCCACGAAUGCUCCCCCUGGUGGCGUUUGACUGUAUGAAUGACGACCACCCAGGGAAGCACUCAUUAAUUGUUUUCCCUUGCAGUUUGUGGUUUUGACAUUUAUGUUGCGAGGUGAUUGGGAGGUGUGCACAUUCUAUACUAACAUUCGGGAGGUGAAUGAAUGCACUUCGUGGAAGCGCUCCCGAAUGGGGAGCGGGCAUAACAAAUGAAAAUACAGGGAAAAUACACGUGAAAGAGAGGGGAAAUACACGUACAGGCAGUGGUUUUGCCACAAUAUGCAAGGCUCGAUACAAGUGACAUUGCUAUCAAAAACCUGCUCAAAUCUAUACUUUCCUGUGGUCACCUCUAAAGAGGCAUCUCAAGCUGGAAGACUGGGCAGGUUGCUCAACCCAAAAAGAAUCUGGUCUGCAAACUUACAUAAAAAAAGACAAAAAGGAAUUGGGGGCACAAUCCGAACAUUUCUCGGCAUUUCUCAGCAAUGCUGCUGCCGUAGAGACCAACAUUUAUACAAUAUUCAUCUUAAGGAACAGCACACGCAUAAAUAAACAGUUUUUCAUUUUACAAGGCUAUUUUAAAUCACCUAUCUCAGCAAAUAAAUAUGGGGAUUCAGUUCUACCAUAUGGCCAUAUUGUGUUAAAAGAAAAAACGAUUAUAAAUAGGAUGGCGCAAAUGAGAGAAGGAUCUUAGUACAUGCAGCAACCAACAAAAACAAAUCCUGGUAAAAUGAUUUGAACAUAAAAUAACUCACAGUAGUGAUGGUGCGCAACAACGAAAAAUCGUAUUCACUAUGGACCUCUUAUAGAGAGUGAAAGUAACCCUGUGUACAUGAAAUGAGGUGUUUACAGAGUGGAAAUAUUAUAAAUAAUUAAAAACCAAACAGUGGUUGUGGUAAAUUCACUUAUAAAUAUAUAAAAUAAAGCAAACAGAGGUGCCCUUUAGGUGUUACACUCACAAGAUUGGAGUGGUAAAAGCACCACUCGUUGCUAUAGCACUCAGGGAGGAUCAGCCCCUAGAGUGCGUGGGAUCCGUGGAAAGGAAGCUUGCAAUCCGGAUCUCAGGUAAGUAUACUUUAUUAUUACAAUUGAAAAACAGCAAAACUUGUUGUGGAGUUAGUUAGUCCGCUCACCAGCCUCAGGAAACUGCAAAGAAAGUUCCAUAUGCUCAUGUAAUGUAAAAAAAUCUUCCGGCUGUUGCCGACUGUCUCCAAAUCACUUCCUGGUUCCGGGUCCAUAUUGUGUUAAACCCACCACUACUCCACAGUACUCCAAUAUCGGUGGGUCCUACACUAAUUCCAACGUGUCAGACAUAUUAUAUAGUGCUAGCGCAAAAUAAACUAAACUGUAUUUAAAUAAUCUGUUUUACAGCAAUUGUGAAUUAAUAUAUAAUGCUAAAUUAAUAUGAUAAACACCAAAAAAGCAGUGUCAAAACGAAUCAUUUUGAUUUGAUGUAGAUACUCAAAAUGCAUUUCAUAUAUCUGCUCUAUACCAAAUCUAACAUAUAAUUAAAGUGACAUUGAUUUGCUCUGUCGCUUAAUCUGUGUUUUGAAUUGAUUCCAGAAGAGUACAAAUCAGCAUUAUAACCCCGUGUGACCUCUUGUAUUUCCAGCUGCCUGCGAUUACUCCUUCAACUUUAAUACCGCAGUGCAUGAUGAGCUAAGGUGUAUGCUUGGAGUGUAUUGGAAGGGGGAGAAAGGGAGGGGAAAGAGGGGUGUAUGAGUAAAGAGAACUAAGUGGAGGACGGUAGUAUGAGAAGAAUGGAACAAGUGGAGGAAAGGAAGGAUAAAGGGAGAUAACCACAGAUGAGGAAUGAAGUAAAGAAACAAUUCUGAGGGAAAGAUAAAUUAAUAGAGGGCAACCAACGGAGGGAAAUAAAAGGGGUAGAUGGGGAUUGAAAACUUACAAACACAAACUCCCAUCCUCACCUCUACUUACGUACACUAUCAGUCAUCCAUUAACCUCGUAACAUAUCCUCAACUCACCUGCAGAUCACUUGUACUUAACCUUCCUGUCACAUAGCUCCCUCACCUACCCAUUUACACACACCGUCCUGACACAUUCACACACUACUUACCUGCUUCCAUCCAUUCACACAUCGCAAAGUCUCAUUCAGUCACAUACUCUGAGCUAGUCAUAUUAUCCUAUCCACCUCCACCUCCCCUUUCAGUAAUACCAACUCUGUCACAUUCAAACACAGCCACCUACCGCCACCCACCUGGUCAUCUAUUCCCAUACAACCACAAAACUCUUUAUAUUCAUACAUCCAAUCACAUAAGCAGAAUGUUGCAUAUAUAUAUAUAUAUAUAUAUAUAUAUAUAUAUAUAUAAAUAUAUGUAAAGGGCAAGAGUGCAUUUAGGAAUCUGGUCUUGGGACAACAGAGUGUAAAUCAGGCCCUGUUUGUGAGGUAUAACAAAUUUGAUUGGUCUCAUUUAAGAUGCAGGCAAGCAGCCCAGACGUGCCCAGCAAGAGCUCCCACGUCUGGGGACAAAAAAAGGGGUACAGCGCCUGAACACUGUCACCCACAGACCACAGAACACGAUACACCUAACCAGGAAAGGCUACUGAAUAGAAUAGUACCUCUCACAAGCUCCUGCACAGCCACCCUGGCACAACGAGGCCUGCGGCCUACACGGGACCGAGCCACGGAGAGACGGCCGCUCUCCGGGUGCAUCCAAAGUAACAGGGACCAUGGCGAAGUACUCACCCCCCCUGGACCAGCGGGGGUUAUCCCGGUCAUCAUAAAACAGCUCUACUCACCCAAUUCUCACCACUGGUCAGCUAAUGCUGCGCACACAGUCAAACCACAAAGACCAAGAUGGUGGCAACUGACCACUAGACGGAGACAGACGAGCAGCACAAAUGCUUGAACAGCGCAUAGACGACUUGUUCAAAAGAUUCUGGUGAAAGUUCCUACACAAUGCAGAAUGCAGGGGCUGCCAUUACAACCACGUAUGCUCUGCCGAAGAGACCACAAGGCCCCUGGAGGAUGGACAAACCUGGCCAGCCACGGAGACUGACAUACUCCCUGAGGGUGCGGAUAGCUUACUAUGGACGAGCACGGCACAAGCGGCGCAUAUACACCCAUGGAGAAGGAAGAACAAGGCACCCAAGAGGCAUAAAGCACCAAGGCCAUCCACGACCUAACCUAAACCACUUACCCACUACAGGGACAGUAUCGCAAAAGCUCUUUACUUACAGGCAAUCAUCCUCACAUUUUCCCCGCAUGCUGCACCCCUGGGACACCGGGAAGCAGUUCCCACCAGCACCAUAGACGGCUCCGCUGGAAUUGGCCUCACACAGGGGCAUUGGCUAAACAGACUCACAUGGACUAUCAUUACAGCCCCAAGCAGGGGAACGGGCUGAUGCUGGACUAUCCGACUGAGGCCACCUUUCUCCCACCAAUGCAAUGCCUACUAUCAUAACUCAAUGUAUUAAUGCUUUAGUGUCCUCCUUUUCAAGACAUCUUUCUUUUGCUUUCCAUGGGACAAUAUGUAUAAUGCAGCUAUGCAGAAGACACUACAGACCUUGUUUAACCUGUUGGACUCCUGCUAUAACUCUGCCCUCAUGUACCCAUGCUUAUGAUCUUCUUUUCUUUCAAUUUGUCCCAUACACAUCUCUACCUAUGCUCAAUACCACAAAGCGCUAUGAGAUAACGAUCUUGCCUCCUACCAGAAGCCUAGCCUAAUAGGCUGCCUAGCACCAUUCCCAAGCAAUAAUUUUAUAGUUGAUACACUUAUACUUAUACUGCACCUAGCGCAGCAUACCACCCAGUACAAUACACUAGCAAGCACUAGGGCGCAUUUACUCGCUUCAGACACCCAGGCAUGUAUCUCUUUUUAAGCUUAAUGUCAGUUUGCACUAACAAACCGAGGUACAUUUUCACAGUGCACUAAGCCCCUCGCAGUCGUACCCAAGGUCAGAACAAGCAAUGGGUCACCCUAUAAGGGCCGCUCAUCCACUCGUGGUCACAUGUUGCCUAACCUACUUAAAGUGCAACACCACCUUAAUCCAUAUUUUACUUUAACUUGAGUUUAACCACUGCUGCAUGCUUCAGCCUAUUGUUCUUAUACGAAAUCUGCAAAUGCUCAUACUAAUGUCUAAUCUACACAUUAUAAAACAGUCUGCAAUCGUCUGUUUCUCAUGAUAAUAUACCAUAAAAUUGUGUUAAUCAAUCGCAUGCCAUAUCAAUUUAAUGUUCAAGAUACGCCUGCAGUUGCUGUUGUGGUGCUGCAAGACCAAAUGUUUGUUUUUCGUAUGCACAAGAAAAAUAAAGAAUUAAAAAAAAAAAUUGAUUAAAUGCAUGAAUCAAACCACUGUAUUUUGAUACAUCCUGUAACUGGGGGCUUCCAUCUUAGCCCCCUGUCAGUUUUUGUUGCAGUGAGCAUAGAGAGAGAAGGAGAAACAGAAGCAAUGCCUGAAUUGGAUAGUGAUGCCAACUGCUAAGCCCAUGGAACAUCAUACGAUUAAAAUGUUAACACAAGUGUGAAGAAUCCCCCUCCAUUCAUUUGGUACUUUCCCUCCCUGCUACUUUAUCCAUGGAUUUAUUACUGUGACGAAGUGCCCUUCGCCACUUGUGCCUGGAGAGGACUUCUUGCCCGCCUCUUGCCCUGUGACUAUGGACCCUGGGAGAUUUGUCCCGUUCAAAUCAGUAUGAUAGGAGUUAUGUAUUUUACUGGAAACAUGUGCUCAAUGGAGCCUCUAUCCCUGGAUAAUUGGAUUAUUUUCCCCAUUGUCUCCAGGAUAGAGGGCUCUGUAAAACCAGUUUGGGCCAGAUAGCCAUGCUGCCAGCCAGGCCCCAAAAUAUACUUUACUAACUUCUGAACCCCUGGUCUGAUACAUGCCAUUUUUUGAUAUGUUGUUUCCCUGAAUGGAUUGAUUGUGAAUAUAUAAUUUUUAUGUGAAUGUGAUGUAUAUUUUAGAAGUUAUGAAUAUGCUGUUUUCCUACCUGUGAUAAUUGAUCUUCUAUUGUAUAAGAUAAUUGAAUCACAGGCAGAGGGGAGGAUUUUGUGUGGGCUGUAACCUCUGUUUUAUUGGCUACUGUAGAUAACGUGUGUGUCCCUCCCCUGCAUGGCAGCAGGGCAUAAAAGAAACUGUAGCUUGAAUACGUGUUGUUGUUACUUCCAGUAAAGUCUUGUUCCAGCAUUAAGCCUUGGCUCAUGUUUGGGGGAUUGGAAAACUACACUCUGGGGAUUGCUAUAAUCACUUACUCCCCAGAGUAAACUCUUGCAAUAGCUUGAUUUGUUCCUGCUACGCUCUCUGGAUUUAGGAGAGGUUCACCCACUGGGAGCUGGAUCCUGGUCGUGGAUCCAGGGUGGGUGGAGACGGCGAGACCCCGGCGCAGCUGUAUCGCUGGAAGUGGGGUCUGCAGUGUCACUGGUGUCGGUUGGAGUGCUUGGAGUCCUCAGCGAGCACUAGGCGCAUCGAUUGGCGGAGGUACUCAGUGAUUGUGAACUUUUGUAUUUAAUAGUAACAUUUCUAAAGAAAUUGAAGUUCCCAUUUAAAGGAAAAAUCCAUAAAGAGACAGAAGUAGAUAUUUAUAUGAUCCCUACAAACAAAUUAGCCCUAAAGAGGGCACGUCUGUAUGUGGUCGCUGCGAUGUAAUGAAGCCGUGUACUAUAAAAGCAAAUAUAUAAAAUCACACACAUAUGCCCUGCAUUAAAUCUCACACUAUCCUUGGUAGUUUGUGGCUCGCUGACUGUAGAGUCAUUCUGUCAGAGGUUCCAGGCUGAGAGAAUUCCUCCACAUUGAAAGAAUUUUCCAAUCCACAGAUUUCAUUCUGACUUCAAUGCAACGUAUCAUCCUGCGCUCUCGGCAGAUUAGGACGUACAGUAUCUCAUUACAACAUACAAAGCUUUAUUUACACAAUGCUCCAGCAAAUCCAGACACGCCCUGCAUGUGCUCUUACAGGUCAUAGUCCAUGCAUGCUUUUACUUCGAAUAUUUAUUUUUUAUUUUUCUGGCAAUACUCUGCAAGACAUAGAAAGGGGACAGAGUCUCCUGGACUGCUGCUAGUGUCACCAUGGACCUGGGGCUGACAUUUCUCCUGGUCUCCUGUGUCAGCCUCUUAAUUUACCUGUUGGCAUGGAGGAGCAGAUAUAACCUGAAAAACCUGCCCCCAGGACCCACACCACUGCCCCUGCUGGGGAAUAUUAUGCAGAUUGGCACAACAGAAGUACCCCGGUCCAUAAUGGAGGUAAGAAUUGUCCGCUUUUCAAUUUUCAUUUAUUUGAAUCCAGACAAUAAAAUGAAUGUGUUGCAAAUGGUGGCAUAUGAGAAAGCAGCACAGUAAGUGUGACUUGUGCAUCUCUUAUUCGUUUGAUACUUUUUUCCUUGUUAAAGGACCACUAUAGUGCCAGGAAAACAAACUCACUUUCCGGGCACUAUAGUUUUAAUAGGUCCCCCCCACCAGCCUCCCGCUGGGCUGAAGGGGGAGGAAGGGGUUAAACACUUACCUUUCUACAGCAUCGCGCUUGGCGCUGGGGACUCUCUUCCCUCUUCUGCUGAAUGCGCAUUUCUCAAUGCUUUCCUAUGGAUGCUGGCAUCUUCUCACUGUGAGACAGACACUAGAGGCUGGAUUAACCCUAAUGUAAACAUAACAGUUUCUCUGAAACUGCUAUAUUUACAGAAGGCAGGGUUAAUCCUAGAGGGACCUGGCACCCAGACCACUUCAUUAAGCUGAAGUGGUCUGGGUGUCCAUAGUCGUCCUUCAAUCAUUUAACUUUUAGCACAAAAUUAGACAAAUGCAGUCACCAUCUGUUGCAGAUUUAAAACUCCCAUAAUGCUUUGUCAGCCUUGACGUUCCUCAGCAGUUGGAGAGUACAUUUCUGACUGUUUGUGUUGGCACAAAAAUUCCUCACUGCGUAUCUUGCAGAAUUUGAUUUUCCUAUGCAUUUUGAUUAUUUUGGGGGGGGUUCAUAAAUGUGUCGCACCAAUGUCUAAAAAAGGAGUUGUUACAUUGUAGCUUUUUUUCUGUCAGAGUGUUUGAUAAAUAUAUAAUAUGGAAAUAAAAAUGUGUUUUUUUUACUGCUCCUCCUGUUUUCACUCUGUUUUCUACCUUUGCUGACUUGAUUUGCAAUCCAAAUGGCAGGAAAAUGGCAGUGUAUAUUUCUGGUUCCCUUUUGGUUCAUUUGAUUUAUUGUCCCGAAUAUAGUUUUUCAUUAACAAAAUUUGGACAAAGUGAAACAACAUAACAAAAUAGUGAAAUAUUUUUGGAAGUGGCUCAGCCCAAAAAAUGUUUUUGACUCGUAGAAGUCUAAUGCGAAUCAGAAAAGGAUAAAUAAAUAUACUUACAAAGCAUGAUCUGGGAUAUAACGAAUAAGGUAAUGAACUGGAACUACAUGUGGAAUCACCACAAGUAUCUCUUCUGUGUCUGUCCACAGCUUAGUAAGGAAUAUGGACCAGUGUACACAAUUUACAUGGGCAGCCAGCGUGCGGUCAUGCUCAUUGGGUGCAACGCGGUGAAAGAAGCCCUGGUGGAUUACAGUGAUGUGUUUAGUGGCCGAGGGACCAUGGGUGUAAUUGACAUAUUAUUAAAAGAUUAUGGUAAGUCACAAAAAAUAUUAAUAAAGACACUAUUUCACAUGAUGUACUCUAUUCUGCUAAACUAAAAAUAGAAAGAAAUAAGAAGGGCACCCAAGAAUUUUUUUUUGUCUAGUAUGACCAGAUUUUCUAGUCCUUGCCACCCCUUAGAUGUGGUUUUCCUCCUUACCUGGGUCCCCAGUGUACUCCGAGUCUCCCUGGUGGUCAAGCCACAGAAGCCACUUCGGUCUCCAUCCAUUGGCUGAGAGCAUCGGCUGCCCACUCUUAGCCAGUGACUGCAAUUGUGUGCAAUGCACAGAAUUGAUAUUAGCCAGCCCAGAAUAGAGUUCUGGGUUGGUUCAUUAAAUCCCAUUGACACUGCCAGAGGUGAAGUUAUACCUUUUGAACAUUGAGAAGUUAAAAUCCUUAUGUAGAGGGUUAGAUAGUAAAAUUCUGUGAAUAGAGACUCCAAGCACCAUGGCCUCUUCAAAUCACUGAAGCAAUCAGGGUACUGGGAGUAAUCCAUUAAACUUAUUGCUUUCUCUGAUGCAAGACCUCAAACUAAUUAUACAUUAAUCAUUGUGAUAUUGGACCAGAAAACUAAAAUUGUGUUGUUUUUAUUUUUUAAUAUGUGUACAAAAUCUACAAAAUAAUUAGACAUUUCAAGAAAUAUCAUCAGCUCAUAGUAACUUUCAAUGUGAGUAGAUUCAGCUUGGUCUCAUUUUCUUUACAUUAUGCCCCUAGGAGUCAUCCUGAGCAACGGGGAGAGAUGGAAGACAAUGCGUAGAUUCUCUCUCAUGACUUUGAGAAAUUUUGGAAUGGGGAAGAGAAGCAUUGAGGAAAGAAUCCAAGAGGAAGCUCAGUGUCUUGUGACGGUGUUUAGAGAGAACAAAGGUUAGCAUAAACAAAAUUUAUCUGAAUAAUCUGUAACAUUAAAGUUACAUUUACAAUUUACAGGAACAUUAGAGUCCCAGAAAUGCAAACUUAAUCUUGACACUAUAAUUUUGAAAAUCCCUGUUUCAUGCCAAUUGACAUUUUUGGAAUUUUUUCAGAGGGGAGUGGGGGCAUAAUUGUAAUUACAUCCAUGCAUGUUGCAACAGUUUACCAAGAGUUGGAGCCCAGUUGCAGGAGAUGGCACAGGGAGGAGGCAAAAACCAAAAGCGCAGUACAGAUUAAGGGGAAAUCCAAAGGCAGGGUCAGACGAGAGUCAGGGCUGGCAGCGGAGUAUCGUAGUCGGUAAAUCAGUCAGCAGAGUAGCAAAGAUCCUGCAGGGAAAGAAAAACAAACAAACAAAAUGACCAGAUACUAGGUCUCAGGCAGAGCUGGCUUUUACAGCCUGCUGAUUAGGAGCAGCUGACCCUAAUUGGUAAGGGGCUGCAGGUGGAUCAGCACUGCUCCAUUCAGGCAAGGAGUCAGGAAGCAACCAGAUACUGAAGACUCCUGGUGGACAGCAUGGUAGAGAACCUGACUAGGAGGCUGGAGCUGUGAAUUCAAACCCAGCCAGGUCUCUUAAAGGAGCCUAGUUGUCUGCAGGGUUCAGGGUGCACCGUGACGCUCCUUUUUGUGACCACUGGGGAUACAAAGCAACCCUGGAAACAAAAUGUAUGCCAGCCCCAUAAGUCAUUGUGUGUGUGUAUAUAAACAAGUCCAAACCUUUGCACUCCAAUUCUAAUGUUAUUACCCGGUGCCCAGUCACAUUAUUUAUACAUUCCAAACAAUACUCUGGGAAAACCAGGUACUCGUUUCAGCUCCACAUUGAAGCUUUUAUCAGGACAACUAAACACACAGCCAUUAAUGUAUAAACCAUUGGCAACAAAAGUGAGUACUCCCCGAAGUGGAAAUGUCAAAAUUUGGCCCAAUUAGUGAUUUUCCCUCCCCGGUGUCAUGUGACUCGCUAGUGUUACAAGGUCUCAGGUGUGAAUGGGGAGCAGGUGUGUUAAAUUUGGUGUUAUCGUUCUCCCACUUUCGCAUACUGGUCACUGGAAAUUCAACUUGGCACCUCAUGGCAAAGAACUCUUUGAGGAUCUGAAAAAAAAACUGUUGCUCUACAUAAAGAUGGCCUUAGCUAUAAGAAGAUUGCCAAGACCCUGAAACUGAGCUACAGAACAGUGGGUUUCACAGGACAGGUUCCACUCAGAACAGGCCUCACCGUGGUUGACCAAAGAAGAUGAGUGCACGUGCUCAGUAUCAUAUCCAAAGGUUGUCUUUGGGAAACAGAUGUAUGAGUGCUGCUAGCAUUGUUACAGAGAUUGAAGGGGUGGGGGGCCAGCCUGUCAGUGCUCAGACCAUACGCCGCACACUGCAUCAAAUUGGUAUGCUUGGGUGUUGUCCCAGAAGGAAACAUCUUCUAAAGAUGAUGCACAAAAAAGCGUGCAAACAGUGUGCUGAAGACAAGAAGACCAAGAAUAGCUAAACUUAUUUUUGUUCAGAUGGUGUCAAGCGUGUGGCAGUAACCAGUUGAGGAGUACAAAGUGUCUCUUGCCUACAGUCAAGCAUGGUGGUGGGAGUGUCAUGGUCUGGGCCUGCAUGAGUGCUGCCGGCACUGGGGAGCUACGUGUACUGUGACAUACUGAGGCAGAGCAUGAUCCCCUCCCUUCGGAGACUGGGCAGUAUUCAAACAUGAUAACGACCCCAAACACACCUCCAGGAUGACCACUACUUUGCUAAAGAAACUGAAGGUAAAGGUGAUGUACUGGCCAAGCAUCUAAACCAUAUUGAUCAUCUGUGGGCCAUCCUCAAAUGGAAGGUGGGGGAGUGCAAGGUGUCGUCAUGGAGGAAUGGAAGAGGACUCCAGUGGCAACUUGUGAAGCUCUGGGGAACUCCAUGCCCAUGAGGGUUAAGGCAGUGCUGGAAAAUAAUGGUGGCCACACAAAAUAUUGACACUUUGGGCCCAAUUUGGACAUUUCCACUUAGAGGUGUACUGACUUUUGAUGCCAACGGUUUAGACAUUAAUGGCUGUGUGUUGAGUUAUUUUGAGGGAACGGCAAUUUCACACUGUUAUACAGGCUGUACACUUACUACAUUACAUUGUAGCAGAGUGUCAUUUCUUCAGUGUUGUCACAUGAAAAGAUAUAAUAAAAUAUUUACAAAUAAAAAACCUUUUGUGCGAUACUGUAUGUAUGUAUGUGAGUCAUCUUUUUGAUCCUGAGGAAAGUCCCUAAAGGACUGAAACGUUGAUCAUUGAUGUUUUAACUUGCUUUCAAUAAAUUUUGAUUUUUAACUACCGUGAGUGCCGCUACCUAUUGGAUGUAUAUAUGGACGGCCACGAUUUGCUGGCACCCGGGCACUAAGGGCAACUUGAGCGUGAGUGCAGGAGCAACUGGUACUUUAUAUAUAUAUAUAUAUAUAUAUAUAUAUAUAUAUAUAUAUAUAUAUCAUUGGCAUGUUUCUUUUUCUAAUUUAAAAUAUUGGUUCUGUCAGUGUAAAAAAGGUAAUUAUACAGUAAACAUACUCACAUGAAGACAGACAAUCUCACUGACACAAGCACACAAUCUAAUUGAUACACAGGCUCACAGACAGACAAUAUCAUUGAUAUACAUACGCUCAUUGAUAUAAAAACACAAUCUCACUGAUACACACAAAUAGGCUCACUGACAGACAACCACACUGACACACAGACAAGCUUACUGGCACACACACACAAACUUAGUGCAGACUCUGACACUCACCCAAGGUUACUACAGACAAACUCACUGUUAUACAAACACAAACUUACCACAGACAAGCUUACUGUCACACACACACAAGUUCACUACAGACAAGCUCACUGACACGCACAUGCUCACUACAGAGAAGUUUACUGUCACAAACAUGCUCCUUACAGACAAGCUCACUGUCACACACACAAGCUCACUAACACACAUACACAUGCUCACUACAGACAAGAUCACUGACACACAUAUGAUCACUACAAACUCACUGACACACACACAUGCUCACUACAGAAAAGCUCACCGACACACAUGCUCACUACAGACAAACUCACUGACACACACACACAAGUUUACUACAGAUAGGCUCAUUGUCACGCACACAUGCUCACUACAGACAAGCUCACUUACACACACAAUUGCUCACUACAGAAAAGCUAACCAACGCACACAAGCUCACUUACAGACAAGCUCACUGACACAUAUACACAUGCUCACUACAGACACACACACUGAAACACACAUGCUCACUAUAGACAAGCUUACUGACACACAAAUGCUCACUACAAAUUCACUAACACAUACACACACAAGUUCACUACAUUCAAGCUCACUGACACACACACAUGCUCACUACAGACAAGCUCACUGACAUUCACAUGCUCACUACAAGCUCACUGAAACACACACACAUGCUCACUACAGACAAGCUGACACACAUGUUGACUACAGACAAGUUCAGACACACACAUAGUCACUAUAAACUCACUGACAAACACACACAUCCUCACUUAUAGACAAGCUCACUGACACACACACAUACAUGCUCACUUACUAGCAGGCACACACACAUGCACACAUCACUGUCAUCGGCUGAAGCCUACCUGACACAGAAGGCUGUGGGAGACUGGGAGGUCAUCUCCAUUUUCUGUCCUCCUCCUCUUCCUUCCAGCGAGGUCAACAGCGUGAGUGUGGGGGUGGAGCUUGUAAAGGGGCGGAUCUUUGAGGGGCGGUGUUUGCAUGCGGGAGGCAGGGCCUGAAUGAGGGGGCAGAGCAUAGAGGCACCAAAUUGCUGGGGAUUCGGAAGGGAGCCUCACAGUGCUUUCUCCAGCCCCCUGGCAGCCUUAAUGCAGCCCCCAGCACCUCCCUCCAGCCUCCAGCACUUCCCUCCUUCUUUUUCUUGCACUGAGCUGUCACAGUCCAAGGGAAAAUUGCAUGUGGGGAGGGGGCAUGUUAAAAAAUCCAGGGUGGGGCAAGUGCCCUCAUUUGCCCCACACUGUUUUGUCUCCGGCCUCCCUCUCCUUUGUAUAAAAAGGUGGAUAACUCACCUUAUUUGUUUUCAAGCUUUGCUUGGGUUUCCUUGCGAUGGACAUGGCUUCAAUCCACUUCUAUGUUUGAAAUCAUCAAAUUUCAUGAUCUCAGUCAAGCCAAUGCUUUCCUGUGGCUAUAGCGCAUGCAUGGCAAAACGCUGUGCUGAACUAGUCAGCAUCUCACUGUAGAUAUGCAGGAAUGUUCAACAUCAGUUCUGCACACUGUGAAACACUGACCCAGGAAACACUUCUAAUGGCCCUCUGAGUGACUGCACCUAGAGGUAUUACUAGUGGCUAAUGUAAACACUAAAAAACAAAGAAAAACGUUACUUGCAUACUAUCCCAAAUCCCUAGAGUGCAAGUAUAUUUUUUUCAAAUGUCCCAGUGAGGAAAUGUCACUUCCAAGUGAUGAUUCAACUUUGCCUUAGAGCUCCCUAUGAGAUGUGUCAUAAACUCCACUCUCUUAUGGAGGUUGACAAUAUUUUCCAGACUCGGGUGUGUUUGUUGGGCCCACCCUCAUCCAUGAAACACAACGAAUCCUACACAACUACUAAGCAGCUGCCUUUAUAGCAACCACUGCUGCAGGGUUUCAAUGUCUGAAAAACAAAUUCAAAUAUCAAACUCUAUCCAAAAGUCAUCUAGUGUACCCUUGGCUGCAGGAAGACUGGUCUAGGACACUGGGUUGUACUGAUAUUCAAAAACUUGAGUAUGGCUGUAUGCAUCAUCUAUUCCAUAGUUUUGAAAAUAUUUUAUUUUAAUUUGCUGUGCUUUUAUGUAAAUGUGUUUAUAUAUUUCUAGUAUGUAAUUUGUGUAAAGUAAUUGGAGUUAAAUAUUUCUUUGUUUUGUAGAUAUUUUAUCAAAAUUAAAUACAAUUAUUUCAUAUUUUCAAUAUUUUAUAUUUAAUAUAAAUGUCUCAAUAUUGCAUUAUCUUGACUUAUUAAACAUUCCAAGUUUCUUCGCAGACACUCCAUUUGACCCAGCACGUCUGUUAGGACAGGCUGUAUCUAAUGUCAUUUGCUCCAUUGUAUUUGGAGAGAGAUUUGACUAUGAAGACAAGGACUUCAAGAACCUUUUGAUGUACAUGAGAGACCUCUCCAUGCAACUGUCUUCAGCCUCGGGGCAGGUAACAAAUACCAAAUUGGAAUAUAGUGAGUGAAUUAAUAAUACAUUUAAUUUAAUGUGAUUCAAACAACAUCCUAGAGGGGGUAAGAAUGACUCCUAAAGGAGCACUCCACUUCCCACAUUGUAAAAUAUAUUUUUUAAAUCACCGUUUAGUAGAUAUACCUCCAGUGAAUAUAUGCAUAAUUUUUUCAUGUAUGCAUUCAUUGGGGGUUUAUCUUCUUAUGAAAUGCAGCCUUAGCAAGCUCUCCCCUUUUUUCCUGGAAGAGACCUUCAGAUGCUGUUGCGUACACCCGCAUGCACAUCUUGCCUGAGGUUUGGAGCUUAGGACAGUGGCGGAUCCAGGGGGGGGCAUCGGACUCCCCCUCACCCCCCGCCCCAAGAAAGCUAAGGCUGUCCCUUGCUCUCCCCUGCAGGGUCAAAGCUAUCCAAGCACCUGCCCUGCUAUGUGCUUUCAGGGACUGAAGAGGAGACCAGAGAUCUUCCUCACCAGUGCACAGGCACCUUGCUGGGCAGCCGGCUGGGGAGGUAGUGAGGACUUAGGUGCUCAGCCUGCAGCUCCUCUGGGUCGUCCUCUUACAACAUUUCAAAUCUCACGAGGGUGAACUCUAGCUGUGGGACUCACCACUGGGACCAUCAGGGCUUUUCCACCGAAACACCGGUGAUUGAGAAAUGUUCCACCUCCCUGAGCAAAAAUAAGAAGGGAGGCGGGACAUAAAAUAUAUGAUUUAAAUAAAAAAUAAAAAACAGAUAUAUUUGCUUUAGACUACAUACACUUUAGCUGAAGUGCUUUUGGGGUGUGGAUUGGUCCUUUAAAGAGUUUACUAUAGUUUGCCCUCUUACCUGAUCCUGACGGCUGCCAAGGGUCCUCUGAAGUAGGGUUUAUGACAUAUAUAUAUAUAUAUAUAUAUAGAUAUAUAUAUAUAUGUAUUCUGCAAAGCUGCAAAAGGAUGCCAAUCCUGCAACUCAUUCAGCCAAUAAAUACUGUGCAUCCACAUUUAUACAGAACUGACAUUAGCCGCCCUAGCAUUUGGCUGGCUAAUUGCACCCCACUGAUGUUGCAGUAGCUGUAGUUACACUUCCAACAGCAAUGUGAUUAAACUCAAAAUGCUAAGUGUUUCAAAGUAAAAUGCUGAACAUACAGACUCCAGACACCAUGGCCACUUAAAAUCCACUGACGUGGUCAUGGUGUCUAGAGUAAACCUUUAAUAGAAGUAAACUAUUUUUACAGCUUCUUCAGUUGUUCCCAUAUGUACUCCAGUGGGUCCCUGGCCCUCACCAGAAUAUCUUCAAAAACAUUUCAAGAUUGAAAAGCUAUCUAAUGAACCAGGCAAAAUCUCACCAAGGAACGUUGGAUACAAACUGCCCACGAGACUUCAUAGACAGCUUUUUGAUUAAGAUGGAAGAGGUAUUUAUGUAGAACAGAAACUAAUUUACAGUAUAAACUCCACAUUUAGUUAAUUUUGACUGGUUAGAAGGUAAUUUCCAAAAAACAAAUCAUUCAAAAUAUUUCCCAGGAAAAAAACAAGGGCAGCACAGAAUUUCACGACGACAACUUAUGGAGAACAGUAUUUGAUUUGUUCUUUGCCGGGACAGAGACUACAAGCACAAUGAUGAGAUAUGGCUUCUUGAUUCUCCUCAAACAUCCAGAGAUACAAGGUAUAAAUGCUCUUCAUUAAUUUGUUUAUUUAACAGUUCUUCAAGUUCUUUUUCCAGAGUGUUUUGCAAGGUAUAACAAUUGCUGGCAGACUUGGUCAUAGACAGGGGAAACAAACUGGAGUAGAACCCUAUUUUUGUGACACUUUAUUUUAGUUAUACAUUAGUCAGGAACGUAUUCAGUCCUUGGGUUCGUAAUGUCAGUUGUUGAAUCAGUGUUUAAUUGUAACGUGUGAUAGCUCAUGGAAUGAUUCUGGUUUGAGAUAAAGGGGUUGGAUGGGUGAGAUGUGGUAAUGUGGAGAAGGGACGGGAUGGUUCCUAUUCUAGAUGCAAGUUUGACCUGAUAUCAUCAGUAUGCAAGAUGCCUCCCAGCAUGUUUUUGUUUGGAAGUAUAUGUAAUGGAAAUUGUGUAUUUCUAUAUAGUUGUCAUACACACAUUUAUUUUCUGUUUAUUUAAUUUAGAGAGGAUCCAAAAAGAGAUUGAUGAUGUAAUUGGCCAAAAUCGAUGUCCAUCAAUUGAGGACCGGAGUAAGAUGCCAUUUACUGAUGCCGUCAUCCAUGAAAUCCUGAGAUUUGCUGAUAUUGUCCCCACAGGGCUUAUCCAUGAAACUAGCAAAGACACAACUUUCAGGGGAUAUCACAUUCCCAAGGUUAGUAAACUAUGGAGCAAUAUGUGGGACAUGAUAUACUCUCUGUCACUCUUUCUUGCAGCCAACAUGGCACUGUCAUUAGUACGCGUGGGCUUCUGGAGGAACUGCGCUCUUGUUAAUUUUUUCAUUUCAGGGUACGUUGGUUUUGCCAAUAUUGACAUCUGUUCUGAAGGACCCCAAAUACUUUAAAAACCCUGAAGAUUUUGACCCAAAUCACUUUCUAGAUGAGAAUGGGUGUUUUAAAAAGAAUGAUGCCUUUCUGCCAUUCUCUAUAGGUAAUGACAUUGCAUUAGUGGUCAUUAUUUUAUAUGUUUAUAAGAGUAGUAAAAAGAAUUCCAUGAGCGACAGACUAACAUUCUUAUCUUUCAUACCUUCCUCUCCAGGUAAGCGUGCGUGUGUGGGAGAGGGCCUGGCUCGCAUGGAGAUCUUCCUCUUUGUCACGACUGUCUUGCAAAAUUUUACUCUGAAACCAACAGUGGAAGAGAAAGAUAUUGAGAUCACGCCAGAGCCCAAAUCUAAUGCUUCAAGACCUCGGGGCUACCAGAUGUAUACUGUGCCUCGCUUAAUGUCCUGA
Molecule: messenger RNA, 40522 nt
Organism: Pelobates cultripes (western spadefoot toad)
Lineage: Eukaryota; Metazoa; Chordata; Amphibia; Anura; Pelobatidae
Source: the annotation of a GenBank genome assembly